UCAGCCACCCAAAACAUAAUCUCUUUCAUGCCAUCUUUUUUAGCUCCAAUCCUUGUCUGGAAUUUUUUCCAAACAUAUAUAACACCAAGAGUAAGAGUUCUGGAAUUUUUUCCAAGCAUAUAUAACACCAAGAGUAAGGGUUACAAAGAGUAUCUCGUUGCUAGCUAGCUUACUUAUCUCCUGGUCUCCUCCGUCCGUCUACUUUUAAGUGCUGGUAUUCGGCUUGCAUCAUUUAGCUAUUUCAUCAUGAUCACCGGGAAGGACAUCUAUGAAGUUCUGGCGGCGAUCGUACCCCUCUAUGUGGCGAUGAUCUUGGCCUACGGCUCCGUCCGAUGGUGGAAGAUCUUCUCAAAGGACCAAUGCUCCGGCAUCAACCGCUUCGUGGCGGUUUUCGCCGUCCCGCUCCUCUCCUUCCACUUCAUCUCCACCAACAACCCCUAUGCCAUGAACUACCACUUCAUCGCGGCCGACUCCCUCCAGAAGGUGGUCAUCCUCCUCGCGCUCUUCCUCUGGCACAACCUCUCCAAGCGCGGCAACCUCGACUGGACGAUCACCCUCUUCUCCCUCUCCACUCUCCCCAACACCCUCGUCAUGGGGAUCCCCCUCCUCCGCGCCAUGUACGGUGACUUCUCCGGUAGCCUCAUGGUCCAGAUCGUGGUGCUGCAGAGCGUCAUUUGGUACACCCUCAUGCUCUUCCUCUUCGAGUACCGGGGUGCCAAGGCCUUGAUCUCCGAGCAAUUCCCCCCUGACAUCGCUGGAUCCAUCACCUCCUUUCGAGUCGACUCCGACGUGGUCUCCCUCAAUGGUCGGGAGCCGCUGCAGGCGGAUGCGGAGAUCGGGCAGGACGGGAAGCUCCAUGUGGUAGUCAGGAGGUCCAGCUCUUCGGCGGGGAGGUCCACGGUGUCCUCCUAUAACAAGUCUCAUGGUUUUAAUUCUAUGACCUCGAUGACUCCAAGGGCUUCGAACCUCACCGGAGUCGAGAUCUAUUCCAUCCAAUCAUCGAGAGAGCCAACCCCGAGGGCUUCGAGCUUCAACCAGACGGACUUCUAUGCCAUGUUCUCUAGCAAGGUGACCAGCCCGAGGACAGGGUGCGGUGGUGGGUUCGAGGAGGAGCCGGGGACGAGGUUGGGGAAGCACAAGGGAGCUGGGAGCAAGAGCAGUGACUUCAUGAAUGGGGGGCUCUUCUCCACCUCUUCGUCUUCCACCUACCCGGCUCCCAAUCCUUUAAUGCUUUCCGGCCCGGCUUGCGGCAGUAAGAAGGAUGGUGGCACGAGUUCAGCCAUGAGUGCCAAUUCCAAUAAGGAGCUCCACAUGUUUGUUUGGAGCUCCAGUGCUUCGCCGGGCUCGGAGGCUAAUCUAAGAAAUGCGGUGAACCGGGCUGCCUCUCAUGAUUUUGGAAAUAUGGAUCCUUCGAAGCCUACUUUCCACCAGGACAUCCCUGCUCGUAAAGGACUGCAUGCCCCUAGUGGAAAUGCUAGUCCAAUAAGGAAGGCAGGAGUUAAUGGAGAGCUUGAAAUAGAGGACGGGUGCAAGAGCCUGGAAGGGAAGUUUCCAGCGUCUCCUUUUGUGGCCCAGAAGAAGGGGGCAGACACGGGGGGAGUCGCAGGGCUGGUGGAGAGCAACCACAGGAUGCCACCAGCCAGUGUGAUGACUAGGCUCAUACUCAUCAUGGUGUGGAGGAAGCUCAUCAGAAACCCUAACACAUACUCCAGCCUUUUAGGCCUAGUGUGGUCCCUCGUAUCUUUCAGGUGGAACAUCGAGAUGCCUACAAUAAUAAAAGGCUCCAUAUCAAUACUAUCUGAUGCUGGAUUGGGGAUGGCUAUGUUCAGCUUAGGACUCUUCAUGGCUUUGCAAGAUAAGAUCAUUGCAUGCGGAAAAUCCGUUGCGGCGUUCUCCAUGGCUGUUAGGUUCUUGACGGGUCCUGCGGUGAUCGCCGCAACAUCCAUUGCCAUUGGGGUCCGUGGAGUCUUUUUGCAUGUUGCCAUUGUUCAGGCUGCUCUUCCUCAAGGGAUUGUUCCAUUUGUAUUUGCCAAGGAGUACAAUUGCCACCCUGACAUCCUUAGUACUGCAGUUAUUUUUGGGAUGCUUAUUGCACUACCGAUAACCAUUCUCUACUAUGUUCUGCUCGGAGUCUAGAUGGCUUAAAGAAACUAAUGAGGAGAGAGAGAAGCCUAUUAACACAACCUUGAAGGAGAGAGAGGAGGAAACGAGACAAAGGGAAUACUACAAAGAAGGAAUAGGAGGAUGGAGUGGGGGGCAUUUAGUAAAGCAAAGUACCUUUUUUCCUAGUUAUUAUUAGGAGGCCAGGUGCCACGCAUCUAGUGUUAAUUUAAAAGUAGGACUUCUCACUAGAGCUCAAGCAUGUGAUGUUGGGAUAUGAAAUUCCAAUUUUUUAAGAUUUUUAUCUGUUUAUCUAUUGGGAUGUGAAUGUGUCCACCCUUCAGACU
Molecule: messenger RNA, 2447 nt
Organism: Elaeis guineensis (African oil palm)
Lineage: Eukaryota; Viridiplantae; Streptophyta; Magnoliopsida; Arecales; Arecaceae
Product: auxin efflux carrier component 2
Biological process (GO): auxin polar transport; auxin export across the plasma membrane
Cellular component (GO): plasma membrane; endoplasmic reticulum
Molecular function (GO): auxin efflux transmembrane transporter activity
Source: RefSeq, a predicted model, not a curated record